ACAAGUUCCUGGUGCGAAAAUUCGCGAAGAAUGAGAGUGAAAUGGAGCACAGCCAGCGGCCUGGCCAACAAACAGGCGGAACUGAUGAAAGUCCUCGAGAUAAGUCAGAUAAAAAAGCAGAUAGAGGUCCUGCUGACUUUCCUGCCUGACGAGAUCCUCUAUCUCCCCAUGGAAGAACUAAGCAAAGUCCACAAGUUCGUCGGAGUCCUCCUCUUCGCUGACGUUUCCGGAUUCACCCCUCUAACGGAGAAAUACAACAAAACUGGAAAAGGCGGUAUAUACAAACUGACAGCUACCCUAAACGCUUACAUAGGAGCCAUAGUGGAAGUCAUCUAUUACUUCGGCGGAGACGUCCUCAAGUUCUCCGGAGACGCCUUCCUAGCCCUCUGGAAAGCCCCAACAGACGUAUGCCUGUACGAGGUCAUCCACGAGGUCAUAGUCUGCGCCCUUUUCAUACAGAAAACCUUGGGUUUCUUUGAAACCGAAGUCAACGUCCUCCUCAAGGUCAAACUGGCCAUUUCCUGCGGCAACCUGACGAUCUCUGUCAUCGGAGAUGACAAGUUCAAGCACUACGUCAUCCUGGGGCAGGCUGUGAACGACGUCAAAGCUGCAGAACACGUCAGCAUCUCCGGGGACAUAGUCGUUUCGCCAGCUGCUUGGGGACACCUUGCUGAAGAUGGUUACGAUGUAACCCACACCCUUGGUGGCAACGUCAAGGUAUGGCAAUGCACGUACAAACCCAGCCAGAAGGAGAAAGAGAAACAGUACAAGGAGAGGUUCCGAGAGAUCACCAAGUUGUGCCAGCAACACAUCGAACUCAGGAAUGCGCUGCACCAAAACAAGAAGCUAAGCGAGAACAUAACUGAUAGCUACUUGAUCGAGAAGUUCGUGCAAUCCUUACCACCGAGGAAAACGAUGAAGGUGGCCGUGCAACAGUGGAUCAUGAAAGAACUGAGCCCUUUCAUCAUAAAGCCAGUUUUGGAACAGGUGGAAGAAAUGCAGCCCUUGCAGUACCUCACGGAGAUGAGGGAGGUGACAAUUCAGUUCAUCAACAUAGUACCAUCCACUUUCGACGAAAACAGGCUGGUGGUGAUGGUAGAUUCGGCUUACAAAAUAGUUUGCAACAUUGCUUCCGACGUAUUGGGCGUGGUAAACAAGGUCUCCCUGUUCGACAAAGACGCAAUGAUGUUGGUGCUCUUCGGCCUGAAAGGCGUUGGACACGAACUGGAGAGUCAGAACGCUUUGAAAUCGGCGUAUCAGAUAAGGAAAGAUAUCGUUGAGUUGGAGGAUGUUAAAAGCGUUUCCGUUGGUAUCACUCAUGGUCUCGUAUACUGUGGAGUUGUCGGUCAUCCCUUGAGAAAGGAAUACACAGUUAUAGGGGGACCCGUGAACAAAGCAGCCAGAAUAAUGUGCGCCUACGAGCAUAAAGUAACGUGCGACUAUGAGACCUACACCAAUUCGAAACUCUCGUCCACGUAUUUCCAGUUACAAUCCGCCUAUAAACUGAAAGGUAUCGAAAACGCCGGGAACAUAUUCGAAUACAAUGAAAACUUCGAAGAAGAAGGGCAAGCUAAGCCUCAGACGAUUUCCUUGAUUGGUAGAAUGGAGGAGAUUGGAUUCGUCGAGGAAAUACUGGCAGGGCAACACUCUUUUUCUGGUGUCCUCUUCAAGGGAGCAGAUAAGAGUGGUAAAACUUCCCUUUUGGAAUACUUCUACGACGAAUGCCUAAAAAGAGACCUUCUACCGGCCUUCGUAGCCUUACACGAAGGUAACCAAAGGCCUUAUCACUGCAUAUCCCUGAUAUACAGACAGAUGUUUGACCGUUUGAGCAGCAUCCAAACCGCCACAUCCUCCUUGGAGAAUUUCAAGAGGAACAUUUGGAACUUUAACGAAAUAUUGCAGGAAAAACUUGUGCCUUUGUCCAACGAAGUGACAGACAGAAAGAAGUCGAUCUCCGACAGUUUUCGUCAAUUAUGCGGAUCUAAGCAGACGGUGAUAAUAGUCGAUAACGUGCAAUUUCUCGACCUAAGAAGCUUCGAAAUAAUCGACGAUAUCUUGAAAACGGGUAACUUCAAGCUGAUCAGCGCGGGCACUUUCUCGGAGACCACGUGGGAUACCCUUUUCCAAUUUUCCUUGUCUGAUCGCGUCAAAGUUGUGGAUUUGGCUCCGUUGGAAUCUUGCUGGAUAGCCCCUCUCAUCUGCCGAUUCCUCAAGGUGGUAGGGGUGCCCAAAAGCCUGGUUCAUCUGGUGGAGAAGAGUUGCGAAGGAAGGCCAGGAUGGAUACAGAGUUGCCUGCUGAAACUGGUGAAUAACAGCGGCAUCAAGAUCGAGUACGUCCUCCCGGACAGCGGCAUGCAAGACUGGGUGAUCUUUCCCCCGAACGAGAUGACCGCCCUAGAACUCCUCGGGAUGGGACAGGAAUACCUCGGGUCGAUGCUGACCCUCGAUCAGGUCGUCCCCAUCGUCGUCUUCGCCAAGGACAAGAACGAGAACGUCAAGGAUCUGACGUUGGCCGCCAUCUCCCUGGACCUGUUCGACUCCUUCACCCCCUACGAGCAGCUGAUCAUCAAGACGGCGGCCGUUUUAGGGGUGACGUUCACCAGGACGUUGCUGGUCAUCAUGCUCAAGUAUCCGAACAUGCAGACCUUCAACAACGCGAUGAGGCACCUCUUCGAGGAGGGCGUUUUCGAGUGCGGCACCAAAUACAUCAGUUCUGGAGGGAGGUACAGCAGACAGACGACUUGCUCUUGCUACUUGACGCUGGAUCAGUUGGAGCUGGAAGCGAUAGACCAGAAUCUGCCCAAGUACUCCUACUGCAAGAACCUACACUUCAAGAACGGCACUUUGAGGUCGGUUGCCUACGAGUUGAUACCGGCCAACCAGCGUAAGGAGUUGCACUUGAAGACCACGGAAAUCCUGGAGAAUCAGAACAACUCCUGUCCGAAUUGUCUGAGGGACGAUUCUCCUGUGAUCUUUCAAUUUCACAAGUUCAGCCGUAUGGCCCAGGAGAGCGAAGGAAGGACCAGCAAAUCCGGGUUCGGAGUCAGUUCUCAAGAUAACAACGUGACUACAGAAAAGAUAAAAGAUGUUAUAAGGGCAAAUAUAGAGAUGAACUACUCUGAACCUACAGCUGUUAGCGUUUUUGUUCCAUCUAGGAAAGUAUGGGACCCAACCGUGUGUUUCUGCCUCGAGAUUCUGACGAGGGUAUAUGGAGAUUUGGUAUACCACAGCGGACAAGCUGGUCAUGCCAGCAAAACCAUGUUUUUUCUCUACCAGAACGGAUUGAUCCUGUCCCUUCUCGACGAGCUGGAAGAUGCUGUCGAGGUGCUAAAAGAGGCCAGUGAGCUAUGCAUACGUCACAUCUACGCCAGAAGCAGGGUCAAGCUGUCUUUCGCCAAGUACAUCUUCGCCAAGAUCUGCUCCCUACUGGCCGAGCUCCACUUCAGCCUGAACAACUGGAAGGCGGCCAAAAACUACUGCAUGCUCACCCUGAGACAGUUCGACGUCCCUAUGACCUCCCUCUCCCUCACCGGACGCGUCAAGAUCUUCAACAGGCUCUUCGCCGACCACAGGAGGCUGGACCAGCACUCCAAAGACUCCAUAGGCAAGUGCCUCUCGGUGGUCAGCAGGAUCUUCGCGGCCGAGGGAAGGUGGAACCUGGCCAUCGGCGUGGCCAACAAGAGCCUCGAGCUGGUCAAGUACUCCAACCCCAACGUGGAGCUACUGUGCGACGUGUACAGCAACGCGUUGGACAUGCACUGCUUCAGGGACGACGGUCACGUGUGCGAACAGUUGGUCAGGAACCUGGGCCAGGAGCUGACCAGGCUGUACGGGAACAACCUGACCAGCGAGAUCUUCGCGGUCGCCAAGCUUAUGUACGUGGUUUUCCAGGUGAAGGCUAAGGCUGGGGCUCUGGUGGUCGCUACGAGGAUGGGGUUCAGGCUCUUCGAAUUGAAUAGACUGCUUCACGCGUACGUUUUCCAACUAGAAAUGAUACCAAUCCUGUGCUUCCUCCUGAUAUGUCAGAAGAGACUGGACGACGUGGUAUUCACGGCCAAAUACCUGAAGAACAUGGGCAAGAAAUACGACCAGAGAGGCGAAACCGCGUACUACGCCAUCUGCUUGAUGAUGAUAUCGGAAACUAACUUCCAUCUGGAACCCAUGGAAGAGCUAGAGGCCUACGCCGACAAAAUCUUCAUCGCCGACAAGACCACCACCGCCUACUACAACCCCCUUCACGACACCCUAGCCCUGUACGUCAUCUCCCAGCUGUUGAGGAAGGGAAAGAUCAACAAGGCUUCCAAAUGGCGACAGUUUCAAUGCAACCCUACCGAAACCGCCAGGAGCUUCUUUGGCUUUUGGAAUCGGCUGAAGUAUACGGAAAACACGCUCCUUCUGCUAUGUAGGGACUUGGGGUCGAAGACCAACAUACCGGACUUCGUGCCGCAGAAGAUACGACGCCUGCUAGACGAGUGCGGCAAACAGAUGGACGUCUGGAGGGUGUUCAUGCCGAGGUACCUCCAUUGCGUGGCUUAUUACAAGAAGUUGAGGGGAAAGGGGAGGAGGGCCAUGGAGGUGUUGAAGGAGGCCAUCGAGGAGGCGAGGAAGGCCGAGAAUGUCCUGGAAGAGUGCUGGAUAGCCCUCAACGAGAAUUAUUGGAAGGGGGAUUAUUAUUUUCCGGAGGGUAAGGGGUCGGUAUUUUGGAGAUCGGCGAAUUUCUACGGGAAGGAGGAUUGGUCGCAGAUGAUGAACGUUUUACCUUUACCUUAAGCUUAAAAAAACGUCGAUUUGUAGUUUAUUUUUCGAGUUGUAUUAAAUCCUGUGUAUUAGUUCGUUUAAAUUAAUAAAAACAAAACUGAAGGC
This is a messenger RNA of Coccinella septempunctata (seven-spotted ladybird), 4863 nucleotides long. RefSeq names its product adenylate cyclase type 10-like. The record is from RefSeq and is a predicted model, not a curated record. Gene Ontology annotation, molecular function: protein binding; adenylate cyclase activity. Bases 31 to 4770 code for a protein of 1579 amino acids. Gene Ontology annotation, cellular component: cytoplasm. Lineage: Eukaryota; Metazoa; Arthropoda; Insecta; Coleoptera; Coccinellidae. The transcript has 16 exons. Gene Ontology annotation, biological process: intracellular signal transduction; cyclic nucleotide biosynthetic process.